UGAAAUUUCACCGUAUCAAAGCAGUAUUGAUUUGAAUUUCGCGGCGUAGCUUGUCGCUAGUGUCGCUUCCUAGAGCACUGUUCAUUUUAACGCGCGCAUGCCUAUGUUGCCUCUUUUGGAUUAGUUUCCAUCUUGUACACAUCUUGCAAGGUUCAACAGUUAAAUAAUCCCAGCGACCAUGGCCGAUAUCGAGGACACCCAUUUUGAAACCGGAGACUCCGGCGCGUCCGCAACAUACCCAAUGCAAUGUUCCGCCCUACGUAAGAACGGCUUCGUCAUGCUCAAAGCCAGGCCCUGCAAGAUCGUAGAAAUGUCCACGUCGAAGACCGGCAAGCACGGACACGCCAAAGUUCACUUUGUAGGAAUUGACAUUUUCACAGGUAAGAAAUACGAAGAUAUCUGCCCAUCCACACAUAACAUGGACGUGCCGCACGUAAAACGCGAGGACUUCCAGCUGACCGACAUCUCCGACGACGGUUACCUCUGUUUAAUGUCCGAUAAUGGUGAUUUGCGUGAAGAUCUCAAGAUCCCUGAGGGCGAUGUAGGUGCCCAGCUCCGUACCGAGUAUGAUGCUGGAAAGGACAUAUUGUGUACCGUACUGAAGUCCUGUGGUGAAGAGGUGGUGAUUGCCGUAAAAACAAACACUGCCCUCGAUAAAUAAUGGCCAACAAAUCAAGCGGAAGCCGAACGAGAGUUUUUUUUCCCAGGAAUGUCCACGGCUAUCCGCUACCAGCUAUUCAUUAUUAACGUAUUGGACCAGUUAUAAAAAAAGCUUAAACGUUAAUCCAAAAAAAAACAAAAACGGAUGGGCUAUAGCAUCUCUUUAAAGUGGUGUUUACUUUUUACAUCUUGUAAUUAUAUUGGCAAAAUUCAUUGCAUAAGCAACAACACAUUAUACAGUUCAAUAAACAUUAAUUUAAUUUUAA
This is a messenger RNA of Aethina tumida (small hive beetle), 926 nucleotides long. It is a transcript of the gene eEF5, whose product is annotated as eukaryotic translation initiation factor 5A. Gene Ontology annotation, biological process: positive regulation of translational termination; positive regulation of translational elongation. The record is from RefSeq and is a predicted model, not a curated record. Bases 179 to 661 code for a protein of 160 amino acids. The transcript is spliced from 4 exons. Lineage: Eukaryota; Metazoa; Arthropoda; Insecta; Coleoptera; Nitidulidae. Gene Ontology annotation, molecular function: ribosome binding; RNA binding; translation elongation factor activity.